UUUUCAUUGGUCCAGACGAGAGAUUUUGGGCAGGCGUCGAAUGAACCGAAGGUGAAAAUACUUUGAACAAUCUCACGAGAAAAUGUGAGAUUUUACCGAUUAUUGUUUACAUUGCAAAAACACGAGAACCGAAUCGAUCCGGAUUCAGCUGAAACGGAUCGCAACCGCACAACUUCCGAAACAGGAUUGGUUUCUCCCCUGCAGCGAGGAAGGCGACUGGAACAGAACUUUUGUUUUCAUCGACCUGAAAAGCCAGGACCCGAAAUUCAUCUCACCACCGGGGGAGAAAAUAAGAAAUAGGGGGUAACUGUAACCCUGGCUUUAAGAUAUCAUUUAUACCUGGCGAAAAAACGCAGAAUCUCGAGGGUCGCCAUUGUGUGGAAGGUAGACAAACGACAAAGGCACGGUAUGGUCCUCGGGGAGAGGGAUGUAAUGGGCAUCCCCGCCUAAGGAGUACAGAAAGGUGGGUUUGGGAUACCCGGAGUCGUCGAGGCCUGCGAGGGAAUCCUCUGAGUCUACCGUGAACCACACGGCGCACUCCCCCGUCUCCAUCGCGGACAAUCAACACGGGAGGAACGCGGCUGUGAAUGCGGCCUAGCCUGGGAGGGUCUGCUGAAUACUGUAGAGACAACGGGGACGGUUUUAGGGUUAUCAGCGAGCCCUCUGGAGGACCGAGAAAAUCUCAAACCACACCAUGAUGGAAGAACUGCAUAGCCUGGACCCCCGACGGCAAGAGCUGUUGGAGGCUCGCUUCACUGGAGUUGGUGUAGCUAAGGGCUCUGGUCAGAAUCAAAAUGAGUCAUCCAAUCAGAGUCUAUGCAGUGUGGGCUCACUCAGUGACAAAGAGCUAGAGACGCCAGAGAAGAAAGCAAAUGACCAGAGGGUAAGAAAACGGAAAGCAGACCACUUUGACAGCAGCCAAGGCAAAGCAGGACCAAGAGGGCAUAAAAUUAGUGAUUAUUUUGAGUUUGCGGGAGGUAGUGGUCCUGGUACCAGCCCUGCCAGGGGAAUCCCACCAGUGGUCCGCUCUUCCCCACAACACUCCCUAUCCAACCCCCCUGUCACGGUGCAGCAGGGAAGUCCCUCCUCUGUCAGCUCAGCCAACACAGAGCAUUCAUCGGGUUCACUGAAACCGGCUCCUCUUCAUGUUUUCCACAAAGCGACACAGUCCGACCUUACUAUAGAAAAACUAACAGCAAUGGAGAACAACAAGAACUCUGACCUGGAGAAGAAGGAGGGACGAAUAGACGAUUUACUUCGGGCAAACUGUGAUCUUAGGAGACAGAUAGAUGAACAGCAAAGGAUGCUGGAGCGAUACAAGGAACGCUUAAAUAAAUGUGUGACCAUGUCUAAGAAGCUGCUGAUUGAAAAAUCCAAGCAAGAGAAGAUGGCAUGUCGGGACAAAAGCAUGCAAGACAGACUUCGACUGGGCCACUUUACCACAGUGAGACAUGGAGCGUCUUUUACUGAGCAGUGGACAGAUGGAUAUGCUUUCCAAAACCUCAUUAAGCAACAAGAAAGGAUCAACUCCCAGCGGGAAGACAUUGAAAGGCAGAGGAAGCUAUUGGCCAAACGAAAGCCACCCUCCAUGGCCCAGACUCCACCGCCAAGCCUGGAGCAAAACAAACGAAAAAGCAAGACCAAUGGAACAGAAAGCGAAGCGUUAUCACAAGCAGAGUACCACGAGCAAGAGGAAAUCUUUAAACUAAGACUAGGCCAUCUUAAGAAGGAGGAGGCUGAGAUUCAGGCAGAGCUGGAGCGGUUGGAGCGAGUGCGAAAUCUACACAUUCGUGAAUUGAAAAGGAUCCACAAUGAGGAUAAUUCCCAAUUUAAAGAUCACCCUACGCUAAAUGACCGAUACCUGCUACUUCAUUUACUUGGGCGGGGAGGUUUUAGUGAAGUUUACAAGGCUUUUGACCUAACAGAGCAAAGGUAUGUUGCGGUCAAAAUCCACCAAUUAAACAAGAACUGGAGGGAUGAGAAGAAGGAAAAUUACCACAAACAUGCUUGUAGAGAAUAUAGAAUCCAUAAAGAGCUGGACCACCCACGAAUAGUUAAACUCUACGACUACUUUUCACUCGACACUGACUCGUUCUGCACCGUCCUGGAGUACUGUGAGGGCAAUGACUUGGACUUCUACCUGAAGCAGCACAAGCUCAUGUCAGAGAAAGAGGGCCGCUCCAUCAUCAUGCAGAUUGUUAACGCCCUCAAGUACCUCAAUGAGAUCAGACCGCCCAUUAUCCACUAUGACCUUAAACCUGGCAACAUCCUCCUGGUAAACGGUACUGCAUGUGGUGAGAUCAAGAUUACAGACUUUGGCCUGUCAAAAAUCAUGGAUGAUGACAGCUACAACUCUGUGGAUGGGAUGGAACUAACAUCACAGGGAGCAGGGACAUACUGGUAUCUGCCCCCUGAGUGCUUUGUAGUUGGGAAGGAACCACCCAAGAUCUCCAACAAGGUGGAUGUUUGGUCUGUCGGAGUCAUUUUCUACCAGUGUUUGUAUGGCCGAAAGCCCUUUGGACAUAACCAGUCGCAGCAGGACAUCCUGCAGGAAAACACCAUAUUGAAGGCAACAGAUGUGCAGUUUCCUCCCAAACCAGUAGUCACACCUGAAGCUAAGGCCUUUAUAAGGCGCUGUUUAGUUUAUCGUAAGGAGGACCGUAUUGAUGUGCACCAGCUGGCCAGUGACCCCUUCCUCAUGCCACACAUCCGCAAGUCAGUGGCCUCCUCUGGCACCUUGGGCAUGGCUGUGGCCUCCACAUCCAGCUCCCCCAAUAACAGCGCCUCAAACUGAACUGAGUGGCUGAACCAUUUGAAAGAGUGGAGAAGGCGAGUGCUACCACGAAGACCACGAAGAGUCCAAGAAAAGAAGUCAAAUUUGAGAGCAAGGGGUGCGUGAGAAGUCAUAGAUGGGUUGGAAAGGGAGACAUGUGUCACCUUUCAUCCCCAUCAUGUCCAUCCACGCCUACCUCCUUGUCCUCAUUUUGCAAAAGCAGUGGCAUCGAUCUGGGGGUCAAAGCCCUGGAUGACUCGCACAGCAAGGGGCGAGGUUUUUUGGCGCUAUGUUGGUUAAAAGUGGGGUUCCGUGAUUUGGAUUUUUCUUUUCUGCUUAAAAAAAAGAAAACAAAGGAAGUAUAGAAGUGCUUCAGCUUGGCCUGAUGAGAAGGACUGAGGAAAGGCCUCAUAACCCAUGCGCACUCACAGACAUGAACCCAUGCAUGAGCCACUCUGGUCGGAGGUAGUGUGAACUUCCCAAAUUCUAACAGGGUGUUUCUUCUCAUCUCCAUGAAACAAACUGAGAGAAAAAGUCUGGCUGCCGUUACAUUAAAUCCUAAAUAUAUUUGGCUCUAUUUCAUCCAGCUCGCCGUUACUGGGAUCCUCUGCCCCACUUAAAUUCCACACCCAGAUUAUUUGUGACGAGGAGGGACAGAAGCUACUAUUCCCUCUACGCCCCUCCCUCUCAUCUCCUCGUCAAACUUCUGUGACCAAAGCUUAGAACUUCCAGUUGGUGGCAGUGUUACACCUCAGUUUUUAUAAUGAAUGGUUUUAGAACGGUGUUACAUGAUAUGAAGUGGAAGCUGUUGAGGAACGACCUCUCUCACGUUAAAAAAAAACAAAAACACGUUUCAAUGUUAACCAGUUUUACUGUUGAAAACUGUUGUUUAGCAAGUUGCCUUUUAAUUACAGCUGUUAUCAUUUUUGAUCGACAUCCCCUUACCAUAAACAUAUUUAUUUAGAUACGUUUUGAAUUUAUUUUUGGCCAACAAAAUGCAAGGGGACUGGUUUACCUUAUAGUGCUGUGGGGGGAGAAUGGGCCUUAGCAGACCGUUGCAUAAACCAUUAAAUACUAUUGGUUAAAA
This is a messenger RNA of Solea senegalensis (Senegalese sole), 3860 nucleotides long. It is a transcript of the gene tlk2, whose product is annotated as tousled-like kinase 2. The transcript has 21 exons. NCBI's taxonomy places the organism in Eukaryota, Metazoa, Chordata, Actinopteri, Pleuronectiformes, Soleidae. Gene Ontology annotation, cellular component: nucleus. Gene Ontology annotation, biological process: peptidyl-serine phosphorylation; intracellular signal transduction; chromosome segregation. Gene Ontology annotation, molecular function: ATP binding; protein serine/threonine kinase activity. The coding region runs from base 695 to 2794 and encodes 699 amino acids. The record is from RefSeq and is a predicted model, not a curated record.